Xenopus laevis (African clawed frog) is the source of this 4302-nucleotide messenger RNA. RefSeq names its product lysine (K)-specific demethylase 7A S homeolog (gene kdm7a.S). Bases 16 to 2967 code for a protein of 983 amino acids. The transcript has 20 exons. The record is from RefSeq and is a predicted model, not a curated record. NCBI's taxonomy places the organism in Eukaryota, Metazoa, Chordata, Amphibia, Anura, Pipidae.
GCUGUCAUUGCGCACAUGUUCGAGGACUCGGGGAUUUACGGAAGCUCUUCGGCUCUUUCCGCCAGCAUAGGGGAAACUCCGCCUCCGGGUUUAGGUUUGCAGCCAAUGAGGAGGCAGGAGCUAAGGCAGAGUGUGUGGAGACUGCUGUGUGUCGGCGCAUGCGUACUGUCCCCCUCCCCCGCUCUAAGUCUUGUGUGCGAUGUCUGGGCUGGAGAGUGGGAUUUAAAGAUGGCCGGAGCGGCUCCAGUGUACUGUGUGUGCCGGCAGCCGUAUGAUGUGAGCCGCUUUAUGAUCGAGUGUGACAUCUGCAAGGACUGGUUCCACGGCAGCUGUGUCAAAGUUGAGGAGCACCAAGCGGCUGAUAUCGACCUGUAUCAUUGUCCCAACUGUGAAGUUCUUCAUGGACCGUCGCAAUUAAAGAAGAGACGGAACUGGCAUAGACAUGACUACACCGAGUCUGACGAUGGGGCCAGGCCGGUCCAGGCAGGAACAAGGACUUUUAUACAGGCGCUUCGGGCACGGUCGUUCCCAUGCGCUGAUGAUCUCCUCCUGAGGAUGAAUGGGAGUCAGCUGACACAGAGGUACCUGGAGAAACAAGGCUUCAACCUUCCUAUUAUGGUGCCCAGGUUGGAUGACUUGGGCCUCAGGCUGCCGCCUCCUACUUUCUCAGUGAUGGAUGUGGAACGAUACGUAGGUGGGGAAAAGAUCGUCGACGUCAUCGACGUGGCCAGGCAAGCGGACAGCAAGAUGAAGCUGAAAAAUUUCGUCAAGUAUUUCAUGAACCCCGCCCGCCCCAAAGUAUUAAACGUCAUCAGCCUGGAAUUCUCCGACACCAAGAUGGCGGAUCUGGUGAAGGUGCCGGACAUCAGCAAGAAGCUGUCUUGGGUGGAAAACUACUGGCCCGAUGAUUCGCUCUUCACCAAGCCCUUCGUCCAGAAGUAUUGCCUGAUGGGAGUCAAGGACAGUUACACCGACUUCCACAUAGAUUUCGGAGGCACUUCGGUCUGGUAUCAUGUCCUGUGGGGGGAGAAGAUUUUCUACUUGAUAAAACCCUCCGAUGAAAACCUGGCACUGUAUGAAUCCUGGAGCUCUUCCAUUGCCCAAAGCGAGGAGUUUUUCGGGGACAAAGUGGACAAAUGCUACAAGUGUGUCGUUAAACAAGGGCACACGCUGUUUGUCCCGACAGGUUGGAUCCACGCUGUUCUCACGUCUCAGGACUGCAUGGCCUUUGGUGGGAACUUUCUGCACAAUCUGAACAUUGGCAUGCAACUCAGGUGUUACGAGAUGGAAAAAAGGCUGAAGACUCCCGAUCUCUUCAAGUUUCCUUUUUUCGAGGCAAUUUGCUGGUUUGUGGCCAAAAAUCUCCUGGAAACCUUGAAAGAACUAAGAGAAGAUGGAUUCCAUCCUCCAAACUACUUAAAGCACGGGGUGAAAGCACUUAUUUCUGCACUGAAGGGCUGGAUGAAGAAAGAGUCUGUAGCAGAACACGCGUUUGAAAUCCCAGAUAACGUCAGACCUGGGCAUCUCGUCAAAGAGCUUUCAAAAGUUAUUCGCUCGGUCGAGGAGGAAGGGAACAGGCCGGUCAAAUCUCAGGGAAUUCAUGGCCUCUGCCCACUCUCCCAGCCCUCGCACGAGAAAUCCCCGCAUCAUUCCGGGCGCAAAGCGCGGCGGCUUCGGGAUCAUUCCACCAAACCCCCCUCCAACCUCGAUAUCCUGGAGCAACAUACGCGGGAGGUUCUGAAAAGGCUCGAAAUGUCCCCGUGGGAAGAGGACGUGGGCACCUAUAAACUGAAUAUCAGCUUCAAUAAGCCUCUGCAGCCGUCCUCAACAGUGCCUGACCAGAAAGCGAAGGAUAGCGGCGUCCGCCUUGUGCUCUCCAAUGGGAGGAUUAUCCGUGAUGAAAAGCAGACGUUUACCGACCGGAGCCUCUAUACGGCAGACAGUGAAGAUGAGGAUGAUCGGGGGAGGUGGAGGAAGGCCAAGGAGAUGGGGCAGGAGAAGCCGUGCUCCACGUCUGGGACGGAGGAUAAAUCGGAAACCCAGAAACCACUUAACAUGUUCUUUGAAAGUGUCAAGUCGGAGCUCAGAAAUGGAUCCUCCGAAUAUUCCGAUAUUUCUGAUUCCGAUGGAUCUGACGACAGUUGCACUAACCAGCAGAAACACUUCUCCGAGGAAUCGGAAAGCUCAGGUGAUGAGGAGGAGGAGCGGCCGGAACCUAUUCGUGUCUUUAAAGAGGAACACAGUGGGAGAAGAUUGCCCUGUGACCCUAAUUUCCAGUGGCCUGAUCCUGAUUCUCCCCAGAAAAGCGAAUGUCCUACCUCGACCAGCAUGGAACAAGAAGCUGUACAAGGAAUGCUCUCCAUGUCGGCAUUGCACUACCCCCCCGCUCUCCCCACCCUCCCACCCAGCUCAGACUGUAAGACUACGGGGAGUUACCCCCAACUGCACAUCAACGUCUCCCAGGGAAACCGGGAGGAGCAUCUGGAUUCCCACAGCCCGAAUACUGGUCACCACGUGAGAGAUGAAGGAGAUCUGUGUAGGUUGGACUGGAUGCGGCAACAGGAGUCUCCGUGCAGAACAAGCCGUCAAGAUUCAUAUCAACUUCCAAAACCCUCGCGGGGAGGUUCGUACGAGGACUACGAGACGUCCCAGAAGGACCAGGGCUACUUGGAGCUCGAGCGCUGGGAGUCGCGGCAAUAUCAGCCUGACAAAUACGACCCCGAGUCCAGCGCGAGUUCCAGCGAGUGUCACCUGAGCGACGGCAGCCUCAGUCCUACCAGGAUAUACGGGGACCCCUCGAUGGCCCUGCCCCUGCACCCCACAAAGAGACCCGCCUCCAACCCUCCUCCUAUCAGCAACCAGGCAACUAAAGGUAAACGGCCAAAGAAGGGCAUGGCGACGGCUAAGCAACGACUCGGGAAAAUCCUGAAGCUCAACCGCACCGGCCACACCCGCUUCUUUGUCUGACGCCAAGACGCCACUUACCCUUUAAUCCUGCGCAUAACAGUAUUGGGGCGACCCGAGGCCCGUCACCCAAUAAGCACUGCCGCAAGAACAAAGAUGUCCGCUCUUACACUCACGCCCACUCAGCAAUAACCACAGAACGAUCACGCCUGGACUUUUCGGGGGGUCGGCGACCCAUUAACAGACGACACUGUUCCUUUUUUAUCAUUUGCAUUUUGGAUGGUUCGAUAAACAAGGAGCCAAGGGCUUGGGGUCGAUGGUCUUCAAUAAUUUAUUUCUAAAUAAUUUUUUCCCAUUUCUAAAAAAAAACAUAAAAAAUAUUUAUUUCAAAGACGCUCUGAUUUUUUUGUUUGGAUUUUAAGCAAUGUGAAGGUUUUUAUUUGACUUUGAUGGGGUUUAAUUGUUAUUUGCGAGGUGUGCGGCGAAACCACUGGGGAGAAGGACAAGGGGGGGGUUUCAUUUUAACCUCGAUAUUCAGGUUGGUUUCUUAAACAGGGAUUUUUUUUGUAAUUAUUUUUAAAUUAAUAUGAAAUCCAUAUUUUUAUUUUUGCUAUCAAUGUUUUCUUUUGUUUUCUGUGCUGAUUUUAAUCAAUAAGCUGUCGGCUCAGGGGCAGCCGGGUGUCAGUCAACACUGUAUUCUGUUUUAUUAUGGGGAGGGGGCGGGGUUUAAUGGACCUUCCUGGAAGACGCAAGGGCUACGCCAUCUUGGUGAGGGAGGGGUGCUUUUUUUUGUUGUUGUUUUUGUUACUAUUUUGGCAUAUACAAAAAAAAAACCUAGUGUCUUGGCUCUUUGGGGCAGGUUCUAUGAUUUGUGUUGGUGCUAUGAAACAAAGGGCAAGUUAACCUCUCAGACUCUGCAACUAAAAAACAUUAACGGACUUUACUUCGUCGGACAAUUGGCGAUUAUUUUUGUUUUAGUCUCCAAAGAGAAGAAACGUCGCUACACUAACGACUCAAAGGCUUCGUUUGUAUUUGUUUUGUUUCCUUUUUUGGAAAAGCUUUAAAGACAUCGCAGCCUUUUUUUUUAUACAAUAACUAACGAGGAUCUCAGGGUAAUUAAUUAAUUGCGGCGGAAUGUGUUUUUUACAUAGGAAACCUGCAGUCCGAAUGCGACCAUCUCUCUUCCAUCAACCACUCGGUAUUAAACAUUGUCUCCAGCGUUUCUCUCUUUAUUUCUUCAUUUCCAUGUUUUGUGUUUCUUUUAUUGUGUGUGUGUGUGUCGCACAUCUCUCUGCCAGUUGAAACAAAUGCCAGUUUUGAUUCCCCCUGUACAUAAUGCUGAUUUUAGAUUUUUGUAUUUUCUGUAAUAUAAAAUUAAAUAUUUAACUUCCCCUUUAA